AUGACUUCUCUCAACCUCCAAAGACCAGUCAACAAGCACUCCACUCCAAACAACUUCAACGACAACAUGCUCAGCCAGUCAUACCCCAUGAUGCCAUCACCGCUUAAAAUGCAUACCGUCCAUAUUGAGAACCGACCAAAUCCUGAACGUGUCGACAUUUCGCUUCCUCCAUCACCAACGCCAACACCAAACGAGACUCCGCUCACACAAUCAAGCCAGAGCGAUCAGGAGCCCCUGCAAAAGGUCACCAUGGAAGAGCAGCCUUCAGAGUCUCGAGCCCAACAAUCACCUCCAGCCAUUCCUCCUAAAAGCCCUCAUCGUGGUGCCAAAAAGACCAACUGGCUAUCUAGGCUUCUCAGCAGACUGAGUUGCUUGCACAGCGGCAGUCGCAAGAAGUUCGGAUCGAAGAAGGAUACCAAGCAGCCCAAGGACCGCAAAGUCAGAGACAGAUCUACGUAUACCAGAGGUAGCGGUGAUGGAGGCAGUUACGUCGAUCCUGGACCUAUGAUGAGCGCUGGCUUUGCGGCUUCGUCUCAUGGAGGAGGUACAGGUAUCGGUGGCUCUUCUAGAGACUGCGGCGGUGAUUCAGGCGAUUGUGGCGGCGGCUGCGAUUGUUAG
Molecule: messenger RNA, 618 nt
Organism: Aureobasidium uvarum
Lineage: Eukaryota; Fungi; Ascomycota; Dothideomycetes; Dothideales; Saccotheciaceae
Source: the annotation of a GenBank genome assembly